Pneumocystis murina B123 is the source of this 1413-nucleotide messenger RNA. RefSeq lists its product as hypothetical. NCBI's taxonomy places the organism in Eukaryota, Fungi, Ascomycota, Pneumocystomycetes, Pneumocystales, Pneumocystaceae. Gene Ontology annotation, biological process: box H/ACA snoRNP assembly. The record is from RefSeq and is a predicted model, not a curated record. Gene Ontology annotation, cellular component: cytoplasm; nucleoplasm. The transcript is spliced from 7 exons. Bases 1 to 1413 code for a protein of 470 amino acids.
AUGAUAACACCUACUUUCUCUGUCGAACAAGAUACGGAUUUCAUUUAUAUCAAUAUUCACGCAGUUUUUAUUCGUACACAAAAUGUAGAAAUAUAUGUAGAAGAAAACGUAUUUAUUUUUUCGGCUACUCCAUACUAUCUUCGGCUUCACUUACCAGGAAAUGUUGUAGAAGAUAAGUUUAGUAAAAUGUCAUACGAUAUUUCAUCAGAAACUGUUAAAAUAAAGUUAUCCAAAGAAACAUCUGGGAUGGUAUUUCAUGAUUUGGAUUUGAUAUCAACACUUCUUUCAAGAUCUAAAACAUCUUGUGAUAAAAAAACAACAGCGCCAAUUAUUGAGAUAAUAAAUGAAAAGAAUACACAAGAAAAUAUUCAAAAUAAUUCUAAAAUGACUUUAGAAAAUGGUUUAGUGAGUUCUAUAGAUUAUUGCACAAAAGAUACUAUUCAAGACGAUAGUACAAAUAGCCUUUAUACGGAAGGUCUUAUUUUUGACUGGGAACUUCCUCAAAAAGCUCCUGAGCAAAAUCUACAUUUAUAUGCAUCUUAUGGAUUUAAUGGACAAUAUAGUAAUUAUAUUAAAUCUCCGUCAGAUUCAGGAAAUGAUAUUAACGAAAUUAAUGACCCGGAGCAUAGUACUUCUACAUCUCGUUCUGAAGAACGUAUUUUAAAAGAAGAUCUUAAAUUCAAUGAUGAACAUUACAUGGCAGAUUAUAUAGAGGAUGAUGAGAUUCAAAAAUGUUUAAAAUGGAAAUCUCAAGAAUAUAUAAUUCUUCGUUCUUUACAGAAAAAUACAUCUUUGGAAGAAAAAAAAAAAAAAUUGGAUACAAUCAUUCUUACAAAAGAAGAACAGCUUGAAAUUUUAAAACUGCCUCGUAAAGAAUACAUCAUUGAUAAUCUUAAAUCUACUUAUUUGUGUAUACUUUCACUUUUAUUUUCUUAUGCAUAUGAUGCUCGAACAACUCAGGGAGAACCUACUUCUGAAUCACCCUGGACUAUAGGGAAACUUUCACCUAUUCUAUCAUGUUUAGACAUGUCUUUUUCUACAAUAAGACAAAUUGUUAUUGCAUGUACUCGUAGAGCUUUAGCAUACCCAUUAUAUAGGCAUUGGGGGCUUAUUCAAAAAUGUUGGGAAGAUGUAUAUUGUAGUUUGAAACUAGGAAAACGUUGGAUUCUUAAAAUUUUUUUACAAAUAAGAAGAAUAUUUGAACAGGGUGAUACUUAUUAUUUAUAUAAUAAACUUUUUUUGGAUGAUUAUUCCGUAUGGAUUCAAACAGCAAGUGAUUCUGUUAUUUGGAGUUUAGCACAUGAACUUCAUCAUUUAGAAAUUAAAAAAGAUGAAAUUAAUUGGAAACUUGAAGAAUUAGAAACAACCGCAAAUAAUAUAUAUAUAGAACAGAAAAAAUCGGAAACUAACUAA